This is a messenger RNA of Schistosoma spindalis, 2952 nucleotides long. The record is from the annotation of a GenBank genome assembly. NCBI's taxonomy places the organism in Eukaryota, Metazoa, Platyhelminthes, Trematoda, Strigeidida, Schistosomatidae.
AAUACAAACGCGGACAGUUUGUUAGUCUAGUGAGGAUGUCAGAAGGAAGUACUUCCAAUGACGAAGUGAAGAAGACCUUGCCUCCUAAACAAACAUUUUUAUCACUCUCCUGGGAUUACUUUAAGCUGUUUCUGACAUGCGCUUCCAUUUACGGCGUAGGAUACUUCCGACUUAGUACUACCUGGGUCUUGAUCGGGUCGCUUGGAUACUUCGCUUUGCAACAUACUAAAAAUAAGCAGUCAAAGUUAAUAAGUUCACUUAAAGCUAUUGGAGAAGACGAAAAAGCAUUCAUAAUUCAAAAUUUUACCGUGAGAGACCUUCCAUCCUGGGUAGGCUUAACAUACCAAUGAAAUCUUAUAAUGUAAAUUAUUUACUAAGGUUUACUUUCCAGAUGUUGAAAGAGCGGAAUGGCUAAACAAAGUUAUUAAACGAAUGUGGCCAUCCAUUAGUGAGUACGCGAGAGAUAUUAUCGUUGCGUCUAUCGAGCCUAUCGUUGCACAAAAUCUACCAACUGCGCUAACACCUUUUAAUUUUGCUACUAUUGACCUAGGUGACACGCCCCCUAGAAUCGGUGGAGUGAAAGUUUAUAUGAAUGAAAACAUCAGAAAGGAUGAAAUCGUUAUGGACCUAGACCUUAUGCUUUACAGUGAUGCUAGAAUCAAAGUAAACUUAGGAAAAGUCAAGGCGGGAGUGAAGGAGUUUGAGCUACGUGGUACACUACGUGUCGUUAUGAAGCCUUUAGUCCCAAAAGUCCCGUUCGCUGGUGCGGUUACCGUGUGCUUCCUGGAUAGUCCAUAUAUCAAUUUCUCUUUAACCGAUAUGGGAAAUAUCCUGGGACUCCCUGGUUUGCAACAAACAUUGAAUACAGUACUUCGUAAUGUUGUCAACCAGUUGGUCGUCCUCCCAAAUCGUUUACCGGUUCAACUGGUUCCUGACAUUGAUAUUCAGCGUUUGAAAUAUCCAUUACCUCAAGGCGUUCUUCAUAUCAAUAUCAUAUCUGGUCGAAAUCUUAAAGCAGGUGAUAAAAAUAUGAUUGGACAUCAUACAUCUGAUCCAUAUUGUGUUAUACGAGUUGGUGCUAGAACGUUCACUACUUCUGUUGUUAAAGAAACACUAGAACCAGUUUGGAACCAACAUUUUGAGUCUAUCGUCGAUAUUUGUCAUGGUCAGUCAGUAACAUUUGAAGUAUACGAUAAAGAUCAAGGGAACAAAGAUGAUUAUUUAGGUUGUACUUCGAUACCAGUUGAGUCAGUAGUCAGUGAAGGUGAAAUAGACACGUGGUCCUCAUUAGAAGGGGUGAAAACUGGUUCACUACAUAUUCAAUUAACGUGGUUUCGACUGUCAAAUCAUGAAGUGGAUUUUGUACAGUCAAUGGAACAGGCCCUACAAUAUCGUAAAGCAUCCGGACGAAGUAUGAGUUCGGGAUUUUUAUACGUUGUUAUUGAACAAGCGAAUAAUUUGCCACCCGUAAAGCAACUACAAGAACCUUCACCAUUUUGUAAUAUCCAUCUAGGACGUGAUUAUCAAACAAAUGAAGUUAAAGAAAAAACACAAAAUCCUGUUUGGAACUCUGUACAUCAUUUUCUUGUUAGUGAUCCAAACGUUGAUAUACUUCAGCUUAUUAUACGCGACAGUCGGACGGAGACAAAACUAGGAUCUUGUAACAUCUCACUACAAACUUUAUUAACACAGAAGAAUAUGUCUGUCACGCAACCAUUCACCUUACAAGAUACAGGUCGAGAAACAUCAACCAUUUACAUGCAUUUACAGCUGCUGGCUUUACUUCCUGGACAACGCCGAAAUCCAAGCGGGCAUGAUAACACCAAUACAAAACGCAGUUUAUCCCUGAAUAAUAAUUUUAGUAAUAAUACUAUCCCAACUACAAAACCUGCUGAAUCCCCCACAGGAAAUCCAGAAAUGGUUGUGAGAAAUCGUUUUCCUGAUGAUAAUGAUAUUAUUUCUUCUACAGAAUCUCUAUCAGCAACAAACUUCGAUAAUCAGUCUGUUCAGCCAAUUAGACAAGUGAUGACUGGUAAUAGUAUACAACAAAUAAGCAAUUCGUCAUUGGGUCGUAUUCGUUUAACUAUUCAGUUUCAUUCUCUGUCGAACUAUUUAGAAGUAACUGUACAUGAAUGUCAACAUUUAAGCGGUGUUGAUAAAGAUGGUCUAUCUGAUCCAUAUGUAAAACUUUAUCUUAUGGAUUUACACGAAAAUGUGGUCAGUGAUUCAAAAAAGACUAAAACCAUUAAAGAUAAUUUGGAUCCAAAGUACGAAGAAAAUUUUCAGUUUCCGAUUGAGGCUGACCACCUUCCAUUGACCAUUCUAAGACUGGAUAUCAAAAAUCAUGUGGGGCGUUUUACACGUAGUGGAAAAACGCAUUUCAUAGGGACUUUGUCGAUAAAUCUUAUUGAUUCAGUAGACGGGAAAGCUGAAACUAAGUGGUACGACUUGGGGUCACCUAUUUUUCGACCAUAACUUUGUGUUGCAGCUAUUGUCUCCAUGUUAUUUGAUCUUUAUUUAUCUUGCACACUCAAUGUCUGCAAUACUCUUCUUUAAUAUUAAUUAGUUACUUCCAUAAACUGUUGUCUCUAUUUCCAUUCAAUAAGUGUGAUUUAUUUUAAUUUUUGCUUUUUUGUGUAUUUACCUCCACUAAGAAUCAUGUAUAUUUAUAUUUGCUAUAAUAUCAUAUUUUUAUAAAGAAUAAUUGUCAAUAGAUUUUAUUUACAACUCUGGAAGUGUAUGAAAUUUCAUUCUAUGACCUACUACUUAACGUUCACUUAUGCUUAUUUAUUUCAUGUUGCCAUGUGUGUCACACUGCAAUCUUCGUUUAGAUUCUUUUUGAGUCGCAUUAUUUUUUUCACAUCCAUAGUGAUAUAACCGCUAUUACUGCUACAGCGAAAAUUUACCUACCUUAAAAUUAGUGGCCUAUUUAGCUAAUAUAUUCCUUGUGUU